Molecule: messenger RNA, 645 nt
Organism: Aureococcus anophagefferens
Lineage: Eukaryota; Pelagophyceae; Pelagomonadales; Pelagomonadaceae
Exons: 2
Coding region: 1-645 (214 amino acids)
Biological process (GO): mRNA splicing, via spliceosome
Cellular component (GO): U4/U6 x U5 tri-snRNP complex; spliceosomal complex
Molecular function (GO): nucleic acid binding; zinc ion binding
Source: RefSeq, a predicted model, not a curated record
AUGUCGGCCCCCAAGGGCACGCUGAACGUCGAGCGCCGCGGGUGGGACAAGGACAAGUACGAGCAGCGCGCGAAGGACCGCGAGGAGUACGGCGACGAGUACGUCGACGGCAAGGGCGCCGAGGCGGAGAUCCGGGACCGGCAGGAUUGGCUGACGCACCGCACGGGCGGCUUCGGCUUCGACAAGUCCGCCGGGUGCACGAAGGUGCUCACGGAGCCAGAGGUGCAGAAGAAGGCGACGGGCUGGUACUGCGACGUCUGCGAGUGCCUGCUGCGCGACAGCGCGUCGUACCUGGACCACAUCAACGGCAAGAAGCACCAGCGGAAGCUGGGCUACUCCAUGCGCGUCGAGCGCGUCGGCGUCGACGCGGUCCGCGACCGCUUCGCGGACCAGACCGAGAAGCGCGCGGCGGCGGCGGCGGCCGUCGAGCGCCACAAGACGCUCGACGUCGGCGAGGAGUACGAGCGGCGCCUCCAGCAGCGCGACGAGGACGACGCCGCGGAGAAGGCCGCGCGGCGCGAGGCGAAGCGCCAGCGCAAGGAGGAGCGGGCCGCGGCGGACCAGGCCGAGGACCCGGACUUCGACGCGGAGAUGAACGCCAUGAUGGGCUUCGGCGGCUUCGGCAGCUCCAAGAAGCAACGAUAG